UUGUGUGGAAUACGUCCCUAUUUAAUAAGCGUUCUUUUUUAUCCCAUUUUAGGGGCUGAUUGUCGCAGCCUUGUACAGCCUUUCGCUAUCAUCGCUAUUCCUCUAUCAGCAGCCUACCAGCUUUCUAACACCAGAGCCAUUCCUGCUCUCGAUACCCGUCACUCGGAUCCCCUGAGUCCCCAAUCCCCUGACAAAUUGAUUUCCUUGCUUCCAGACGGCAUGGUUUUUCCACCUUCUGCACAGGUUAGAGACUCAUCAGAGCUAACAGCAGCUGUGCCUAUUGAGACUCAGACCCAGGAUCCAAACCGCCAGGCAGCCCCCAUUCCGUCCUCAUUGUGCUCAGUUUCUGCUCUUUCUUUGAUCAGCCUGACUAGCGCAACGAUAAAUGCUGGUCUUGAUCGCCGCGCUCGACAACUACAAAGCCAUAGUGAAGAGCCCUCUAACCUUCAACAUUCCCAAUCACAGCAGCAACACUACCAUCACUACCAGCAGCAAAUCCCAUGCUUUCCAGAGCAGCAGAACUCGCAGCUCCAUUUGCGGACUCCUAGUGUGCACUUGGGCCGCGUAAUUAGUGAAGAUGAUAAUUCAGCCGUCAGUCUUUUAGGUUCUACGUUUGGUACCUCCUGCUUGUCAAACACUCGGGGAGGCCAACACGAGGCUACUUCAGAUGGACUUUCAAGCAUGGCUUCCAGUGAGGAGACGGCAAGCAUUGAAGGUCCGAGCCGAUUUUGCCGGGGCUCCGACCAUGAACCCUCUAGACUAGAAAAUUCAGACACACCGACCAACCUCUUCUCAAGCCUUUCCAAGGGGCCAGAUCGAGCCUCUUUCUUUUUCUCUUCCGUUUCGCCGUCGCCUUCCCCCUCUGUUUCACCUUCCAUACCUAAUCACUUGGCCCCCGGUCAGACUACCUCUCCUUCCUCAGGAGCGGGUCGGUUGUCUGGAACCUUAGCUCACCAUAUCCAAUCUCCACCGGCUCAAAUAUCCUGUCUUUUAGAUACAGGCCACGACCGCCUUCUCAUUUUAGAUGCUGAGACCGGCUGCGUUCGACAGAUGCUGACUGGAGAGGCAUUUCAAGGCCAAGCUGCCACUGGUCUAGCCUACAGCCCGGAUAUAAGCCAUGGACUGUGGGUGGCUAAUUGGCGUAGCAGACAAGUGCUUUUGAUUGAUCUACGAACAGAGGAGGUAAGGAAAUAUCACAUUAGCUUGUACUAG
Molecule: messenger RNA, 1212 nt
Organism: Protopolystoma xenopodis
Lineage: Eukaryota; Metazoa; Platyhelminthes; Monogenea; Polystomatidea; Polystomatidae
Source: the annotation of a GenBank genome assembly